Messenger RNA from Oryza brachyantha (malo sina), 1996 nucleotides. RefSeq names its product AP2-like ethylene-responsive transcription factor AIL5. Gene Ontology annotation, molecular function: DNA binding; DNA-binding transcription factor activity. Gene Ontology annotation, biological process: regulation of DNA-templated transcription. NCBI's taxonomy places the organism in Eukaryota, Viridiplantae, Streptophyta, Magnoliopsida, Poales, Poaceae. The transcript is spliced from 9 exons. The record is from RefSeq and is a predicted model, not a curated record. Bases 1 to 1464 code for a protein of 487 amino acids.
AUGGACAUGGACACCUCGCACCAGUAUCCAUGGCCGCUCAACUUCUCCCUGGCUCAUCACUGUGAUAUGGAGGAGGAGGAGAGGGGCGCGGCGGCCGAGCUGGCGGCGAUAGCCGGAGCCGCGCAGCCGCCGAAGCUGGAGGACUUUCUUGGAGGGGGCGGCGGCGGCGGCGUCCCGGUUUCUGGACCGGCACAGACGGCGGCCGCUGAGCUGUACGAGUCGGAGCUCAAGUUCUUGGCCGCUGGCUUCCUGAGCGGCGCGGCAGCUGGGGCGGCGCCGGCGCCCUCGCCGCCGGCUGCUCUAGAGCAGAACGACGAUAAGCAGCUGGUCUUGCCGCAGGCCGCGGUGGCGCCGGCGCAGGAGCAGAAGAAGGCGGUGGACUCCUUCGGGCAGAGAACGUCUAUCUACCGCGGCGUUACGCGGCAUCGGUGGACUGGAAGGUACGAGGCGCAUCUGUGGGACAACAGCUGCCGGCGUGAAGGCCAGAGCCGCAAGGGACGACAAGUGUACUUGGGUGGCUAUGAUAAGGAGGAGAAGGCGGCGAGGGCGUAUGAUCUUGCCGCGUUGAAGUACUGGGGUCCUAGCACCACCACCAACUUUCCGGUUGCCGAGUACGAAAAGGAGCUGGAGGAGAUGAAGCACAUGACACGCCAGGAGUUUGUAGCUUCACUUAGGAGGAAGAGCAGUGGAUUCUCUCGUGGUGCUUCUAUAUACAGGGGUGUUACAAGACAUCACCAGCAUGGGAGAUGGCAAGCAAGGAUCGGAAGAGUGGCCGGCAACAAGGAUCUCUACCUUGGAACAUUCGGCACUGAGGAGGAAGCUGCAGAAGCAUACGACAUCGCGGCGAUCAAGUUCCGUGGCCUGAAUGCUGUCACCAACUUCGAGAUCAGCCGGUACAACGUGGAGAGCAUAAUCAACAGCAACCUCCCAAUCGGGAGCAUGGCCGGCAACCGGAGCAGCAAGGCCCUGGAGCUCGCGCCGGCCAGCUCCACCGACGGCACCAUGCCCGGCGCCGCAGAAGCCAGCCACGCCGGCGUCGCGCCGCCGCCGUCGACGCUUGCGUUCACAGCACUUCCCAUGAAGUAUGAUCCAGCGGACUACCUGUCAUUCCUCGCGCUGCAGCAUCACCAGCAAGGAAAUCUUCAGGGGUUAGGCUUCGGCCUCUACAGUUCAGGAGUAAACCUGGAUUUCGCAGGUGCCAAUGGCAAUGGGGCCAUGCCACAUUGCUACACCAAUGUCUCAUUACAUGAGCAGCAGCAGCAGCAAAAUCAGGAGCAAGAUCAGCAGGAUCAGUCGCAAAGCUCCAACAGCUGCAGCUCCAAUAUUCCAUUUGCCACACCUAUAGCUUUCAGUGGGCCAUAUGAAAGCUCCACGACAGCAGCAGCAGCAGCAGCAGCAGCAAGCUCCUUUGGAUACUACCCAAAUGUUGCAGCCUUUCAGACACCAAUCUUUGGAAUGGAAUGAUUUGGGGAGGUGGCACUUUGCAUGCAAAAAAGGAAGGGCCUGAUCCCUGAGAGGUGAUGAGGAUCAAGACUGACAUAGUUCAUUCUCACACAACAACAACAACAACAUAAAGGUCAGGGGAGAAAAAGAGAGGUAAGGUAGAAUGAUAUGAUGCAAACAUAGGAAGCAGCAGCAUGCUGAAGAGAGACACUGACAAGUCAGAGACACUGUGCUAACAAAACGAUGCAGCGCAAGCAUAUUGUUUACCCUUUUUUUUUUUCACCUUUCGUAGCUUUGUUUUCUUGUGCUUUUGUUCAUCGCUGAGCUUUGUUGCCCCCCUCAGCUUCUUUUGAGCUUUUCUCUCUUUCUGCUGACAUGAUUCUGCAAGUGCCAUGAUAGCUUUAGCCCAUGUACAAUGGAAGAAGCAGGGACCUCUCUCUCUGUAGCUUUUGCUCUCUUUUCUUUUCCUCAUUGUUAGAUCGCCUUUAGUCAUGGCCCCUGUUUACUGAACAAGUUGCUGUCCACAAGUAUACAGUACUGCAAUGCAAGCAUU